Molecule: messenger RNA, 2372 nt
Organism: Elgaria multicarinata webbii
Lineage: Eukaryota; Metazoa; Chordata; Lepidosauria; Squamata; Anguidae
Product: sodium/hydrogen exchanger 9B2-like
Exons: 11
Coding region: 76-1698 (540 amino acids)
Biological process (GO): proton transmembrane transport
Cellular component (GO): membrane
Molecular function (GO): antiporter activity
Source: RefSeq, a predicted model, not a curated record
CUGGUUAAGAAAGGAGAAAAAGGGGUCCGAAAAAGUUCAUUUUCUUUCAUUUUUUUUACUCUUAGGUUGGUCAGAAUGGGAGAAGACCUAGUGGCAGACAGUGAGGACACAGCACCAUCUGCAAACAAUGACAGUAGUCCAAUGCCUCAAGGAACUCAGGCCAGAAUCUUGGACUCCAAAGCUGUUGAUGGUAUUGUGCAAACAGAAGAAACUGCUCUACUGAACAGCGGUGGGCAACGACUUCAGGAACCUAUGGCUGAGUCAAAGGCACUGGGGAAACUGAGGCAAAUAUGUGCUUGUCCUCCACAAGGCAUACUUUCCAAAAUAGUAACAUAUGGGGUAGCCGUAGUGCUGGUUUGGGCUGUGGUCUGGUCUAUUACAGGCCAUGAGAGCCUGCCUGGAGGAAACCUCUUUGGAAUUUUGUUCCUCUUCUUUUUAGCUGUUACUGGUGGUAAAAUUAUGAGCCUUAUUAAAUUACCUGGCUUGCCUUCACUUCCUCCCCUUCUUGGAAUGUUGCUUGUUGGAUUUCUCCUCAGAAAUGUCCCAUUAAUCAGUGACAUAGUCCAGAUCGAUGUGAAAUGGGGAGCUUCUCUCAGAAGUAUUGCGCUUGCUAUUAUCUUGGUCCGUGCAGGCCUUGGUCUUGAUGCAAAGGCUCUUAAAAAAUUAAAGGCUGUCUGUUUAAGGCUAAGCUUCGGGCCCUGCAUCACUGAAGCAUGCACGGCAGCUGUACUGUCUCAUUUCCUCAUGCAUCUGCCUUGGGAAUGGGGAUUUAUGUUAGGAUUUGUUCUAGGUGCUGUGUCUCCUGCUGUUGUAGUCCCUUCAAUGCUGAUUUUACAAGCCGGAGGAUAUGGUGUUGACAAGGGCAUUCCAACCUUGCUAAUGGCUGCUGGAAGUUUUGAUGACAUCUUGGCCAUCACAGGUUUCAAUACAUGCUUAGGAAUGGCCUUUUCUUCAGGUUCCACCCUUGAAAAUAUCCUCCGUGGUGUGCUGGAAGUUGCAGUUGGUAUAGCAACUGGUGGCCUUUUAGGAAUCUUUGUUCGCUACUUUCCAAGUAAGGAUCAGGCCUUACUCGUAUGGAAGAGAGCUUUCUUUUUGAUGGCCUUGUCUAUAUUUGCUGUUUUUGGCAGCAUAUAUUUUGGUUUCCCUGGAACUGGAGGGCUCUGCACAAUUGUCUUGGCAUUUCUGGCUGGAAUGGCAUGGUCUGAUGAGAAAAAGGAGGUCGAAAAAAUUAUUGCAGUUGCCUGGGAUAUUUUUCAACCCUUUCUCUUUGGUUUAAUUGGAGCUGAAAUAUCCAUUGGGUCUCUCCAACCUGAAACAGUUGGACUUUGUGUCGCUGUACUAGCUGUUGGGUUGACAGCCCGAAUUACAGCGACAUUCCUGUUGGUGUGUUUUGCUGGCUUUGAGAUCAAGGAGAAAAUAUUUAUUUCACUGGCAUGGAUCCCCAAAGCAACUGUACAGGCUGCAAUUGGUUCUGUUGCUUUAGAUACAGCACGAGAUCAAAAAAAUAAAAACUUGGAAAAAUAUGGCAUGGAUAUCUUGACAGUUGCUUUCCUGGCAAUCCUGAUUACAGCUCCGAUUGGAGCUCUGAUCAUUGGCCUGGCAGGGCCCCAACUUCUCCACAAAGCUUCUGAGACAAACACUGAAGAAGAUCAUGGGCACAGAACAAGCAGAGAAAUGGAAAUACAUGGAGCAGUUUAGAAAAUUGGCAGGGAUACCCCUCAAAAUCACACAAAUUAGUAUUCUAGGCUGCUAAGGAACCAAAGUGCUCAGUAGUGGCUUGCAGAAGUCUGACAAUAUAUGGAAUAUGUUGCAGAUCAGCACCCAAGUUUAUUUUCCUCCUUGACAUGAAUUCUGAGGAACAGCUGACACAAGCAAAAUGCAUAAUUUGGACAUAACACUUGACUGCUAGAAUGUAAUGAGUGGCCUGAUUUGGAGAGAUGAGUACCAGUCAGCAGGAAGUAUUUGAGAUGGCUCCCAAAAGUCAAAAAGUCUUGGAGCAGAAAGAUACGCAGGACCAAUACUGGAAGCAUAUAACUAGGAGUGAGAUCAUGGAUUUUGGAACAGCUGUGAGGGCGCAACUCAUUGGUUUCCAGUAGACAAAUGCAGUAAGUUCUGAUAAUGAAUGUAUACAGUCUUUGGAACAAUCCUGCAGCAUCCUACGGGACAGAUGUUUAAUAUUUAACGGAACAUAGUCCAAUAAGCAAAUGUUGCAAUUAGGACUUAAACCCAAUUAAAAGUAAUCUUACAGUGGAAUCCUAUCCAUGUCUAUUCCAAAAUAAGCCCCAGUAAGUUCAAUGGGACUUACUCCCAGGUAGGUAUGUACAAGAUUGCAAGUUUCAGUCAAAAAUGCUUGAUAACUUGCAUACAUUUUU